Messenger RNA from Symbiodinium natans, 2841 nucleotides. Lineage: Eukaryota; Dinophyceae; Suessiales; Symbiodiniaceae. The record is from the annotation of a GenBank genome assembly.
AUGUUCCAGGUCGUCGAAACCGAUGCCGGGAUGUUGGAGUGCUGGCAAGGCACGGGCUAUGAUUGUUUUCGACACGAUGCGCAGGAGAAGAUUCUGGCUGCGAAGCGCUUCUUGCGCGGACGUUAUCGAGUUUUGAAAGACUUGCGUGGCUUCGAGGUGACGGGAUUGCAGUAUGCCUUCAGCAAGACAGCCUUCGGUUCCGAUGUGGAACAGGCAGUCACGAUGUGCAACCACACGUGCUUAUCUCACUUGACCUGUCAAGCCUGGAGAUACUCCACGGGGGACGGAUGCUGGUAUGAUGGGGGUGGCCUUGUAUAUCCGCCUACCACUGACACCUUCCUGAAGGGCACGGAAGCAGCUGCGCUGGUCGUGGCCGGAGCCUAUGUCCAGCGGCUCUGUGAGGUUCCACAGGAUCUGCAUGAGCACGUGUCAGCGCCUGCCACAACGAUUGCCAUCAGUGCCUUUCAGGCGCUCACGACGUCCGCGCCGGUCAUGCCUGGUGUGGUGCCUGGGGUGGUGCCUGGGGUGGUGCCCAACGUUGUGCCUGCCGGGGUGCCUACUGUGUCCAACGGUGUGUCCACCGAAGUGCCCACCAUGGUGCCUACUGCGGUGUCCAACGGUGCGUCCACCGAAGUGCCCACCAUGGUGCCUUCUGUGGUGUCCAACGGUGUGUCCACCGAAGUGCCCACCAUGGUGCCUUCUGUGGUGUCCAACGGUGUGUCCACCGAAGUGCCCACCAUGGUGCCUUCUGUGGUGUCCAACGGUGUGUCCACCGAAGUGCCCACCAUGGUGCCUUCUGUGGUGUCCAACGGUGUGUCCACCGAAGUGCCCACCAUGGUGCCUUCUGUGGUGUCCAACGGUGUGUCCACCGAAGUGCCCACCAUGGUGCCUUCCGUGGUGUCCAACGGUGCGUCCACCGACGUGCCCACCAUGGUGCCUUCUGUGGUGUCCAACGGUGCGUCCACCGAAGUGCCCACAAACACGGCGUUGCCUUCCGGCGCGACCACCGCGGUACCAACCGAGGUGGCAGUGGUUACCGAGCCUGCUGCGGUGCCCGCUGGGGUGAUUGCCGGGGUGCCCACCGAAUUGCCGACUGAAGUGCCCACCACGCCCACCGCGGUGCCUAGCGGGGUUUUUACGGAAGUGCCCACCAAAGUGCCCACCGAAAUUUCCGCCGUUGUGGCCACCGGGCUGCCCACCGGCGUGCCCACCAGCAUGCCUGGCACGGUGCCAGGGGUGCCCAGCGCCGUGCCCACCGGGGUGCCCACCGGAGUGCCCACCGGAGUGCCCACCGGAGUGCCCACGGCCGGAGUGCCCACCGGAGUGCCCACCGCAGCCACCACGCGUCCCGGGCUCCCCGGAGUCCCCGCGGUGCCGAUUGUCGCGGGGACUGUUGCGGGGACAGUGUCGGCCGCGGGCGCAACAGCUGCUCUACCUCUGCAACCAGCCGCGGACUCCAUAGUAACAACAUCCUCAUGGUCAUUGUUCACCUCGACACCGAGCCCCUCAGCGAAUGCCUCCUCCGCAGCCGGUGCCGCGUACGUCAAGGCCAAGGCCGGCGUUGCGAGCGAUGAGGCGGGCUGCCUCCAUGUGCACUGGAUGUGGGAUGAGGUUUGGGAUGAGCUUGCAUCUGAGGCGAUGCAGAUGCCGGGCACCUUUGUGCGGGUCCUGUCAUCAGGCCUGGUCUUUUACAAGAGUGUGGGGCGCCCAGCGACUCACAUUGCCCGUUCUCAGCCGGAUGGAAUCACGUGGCCAGGACGACGACGUGUCAUGCACUCAGGUGGCGAGGAUGUCAUCGACCACUGCCGUGCAGCGACUUCCGUGUCUGAGGAGGCUGUCAUCAGUGACCGGACGGGUGAGGCCCGCAACCCAGCAUAUGCCACGGAAAUGGACCAAAUUUUCGUGGCUCUCUUGCUUUGUCUCAGGACUAGCGCGAAAGUGAGCAGACAUGCAGUAAAGCAGCAAGACACCAAGAGGAAUUUCGCGGUCGACAUUGGCCGAGAGGUGUCGCAAGCAAGCGACAUCCAGAACAAUCAUUCGACGGGCGCGAAGCGCCUGAUGAUAACGCUCCGGGCCUUGCCGAAGGAGCUGCCGCAGGGCUCGUGCACGAAGCAUGCUGCCUCACGUGAUCACACAUGCUUCCUCCGCGUGACUUCGCUCAAGUCACCGCCACAACCACCUUCGCUGUGCCGCUUUGCCCUGCAAGCCAAUUGCAUUCGGAAAUGUCUUCUCGAGCAGUGUCACGUGCGAGUGUCUGGAGGGAAGGGCGUGAAGGGCAUGAAGUCUGAAGCCCUCCUGAUAUUUGCUGCAGUCCUUGCCCUUUGCUGCCUGAGCCCAAGUUUUUCGACGGCGACAGCGCGAGGUUGGGCCUGCACCCAUGCCUCUUGGUAUUACUACGACGAGAUUGCAGAGUUCUCGGUGGAUCGCUUCCCUCAGUUGGAUGGCUACCUGCCGCGGGCUACGGAAGUGCAAAUUGACUUGUGCGAGUACGACCCUGAAGAUCAGGCCUGGGGCGAAGCUGGCUCCGCAUGUGUUGGCACCUUUCCAAGAGUGCUGAUUGCGCAGCUCCCGCUCAUGGCCGGUGCGGGCCCGCAGGGGUACUCACAGGCAUACUCGCUGCCGACCCAGCAGAUGAUGCCACAGGGCAUGCCAGGGGCCAUGCCAGGGGCCAUGCCAGGGACUUCCGUGGGCCCCUGCGGUGGCCCCAUCGGUGGCCCCGUCGGUGGCCCCAUCGGUGGCCCCAUCGGGGGCCCUGCCGGGGCCUACAACCCCGGCAUGCCCUCCGGAUUCACAUCGCCGGGGCCCAUAGAACACCAACUGCUACACCGCUCCACGCGUUAA